AUGAAAGUCAAGUGUACUGGGUUAUUGACGCUGCUUGCAGGCCUAGCUAGCUGUGCAUCAGUUACCAAAGCUGAGCUCGAAGAUUCUCGAGCAAAUUAUGUGAAACUAGGCUUCGACAAAUUAAAGGGGAACACGUUUAGUGACGCUACAAAGCACGCUAAGCCAAUUGCAAAGCUACAUAAAAGAGAUGACGGCUAUGAAGAAAUGACAAUAGUCAAUCAACAGUCUUUCUACUCCGUUGAGUUAGGAGUUGGAUCCUCGGAUCAAAAUGUUACCGUUCUCGUUGACACAGGUUCUUCGGAUCUUUGGAUCAUGGGUUCAAACAAUCCUUAUUGUAAGGCAGGUACUGUGUCUAAUAAUAAAAGACGCGUGGGGAUCCGUCACCCUGAGAAAAGAGCAGAAGACUUUGACCCUUUUAGUUGGCUGACCUUCAGUUCUAGUGAGGGAAGCACUGCUACAGGAACACAAACAAUUGUACCAAGUGCAUCGGCCACUUUGACCUGUUCUCAAUAUGGUACUUUUGCGACCUCAUCCUCUUCUUCGUUUCAAUCUAAUGAUACAGAGUUUUACAUUCAGUAUGGUGAUGGAACUUUCGCUCUUGGUACUUGGGGAACUGACACGAUCAAAGUUGAUGGUCUAGAAAUUUCAAAUGUAUCAUUUGCUGUUGCUAACGAGACAGAUUCUUCAGUAGGUGUGUUGGGUAUCGGUCUUCCUGGUCUAGAAACAACCAAUUCUGGUUCACUGGUUACCAGUGCCAGGGAUGCAUAUGAAUAUGAAAACUUCCCAUUGGUCUUGAAGCGCGAUGGUAUUAUCAACAGAAAUGCCUACUCAUUGUUCUUGAAUUCGUCUGAUGCCCAAACGGGGUCUGUCCUCUUCGGAGCUGUGGAUCACAGCAAAUACACUGGUACCCUGUAUACUAUUCCUUUGAUCAACACUCUUAGCGGUUAUUCUGAACCUAUCCAGUUUGAAGUUACCUUACAAGGCUUAGGUCUGCAAGCAAACGACACAAACACAACAUUGACCACCACUAAAAUACCCGCUCUUUUAGAUUCUGGUACGACUCUCGCAUAUUUUCCAUCGAACUUGGCAACUAUGAUUGCCAGGGGCGUUGGUGCAACGUAUUCUUCUCUCUAUGGUUAUUACAUGAUGUCCUGUUCUGACAUAGACACCUCUACAGAAAUUAUUUACGAUUUCGGUGGCUUCCUCAUUGCCAGUCCAUUAGAAAAUUACAUCAUUCAAACCUCCGGUUCCACCUGUAUUUUGGGGAUUCUGCCUCAAUCUGGGAACUCCAUCAUUUUGGGUGAUACUUUCCUCACAUCAGCCUACGUGGUAUAUGACUUAGAAAACUUGGAGAUAUCUUUAGCUCAAGCCAACGUCGGUUCAACAGGAAGUGACAAUAUCGAUGUCAUCUCUUCAAGUGUACCAAGCGCUGUUAAAGCGCCCGCCUACUCUAGUACAUGGUCAACCUCUGCUUCUAUUGCUACGGGAGGUAACAUUUUUACUGUUACUGUAGGAUCCUCUCAGAACAAUUCUUCCGGUACCACUACGACCAGCGGGAGCUCAGGUACCACCACUCGCGCGACUUCAACUACAACUUCAUCCACAAGGCAAAAUCUUGCCAUCGCCAUUCAACCCUCAUGGCAAUUCGUUUGGACUGGUCUUUGCAUGUCAACAGUUGUCUCAAUUAUAUCUUGGUUUUUGUAA
Messenger RNA from Lachancea fermentati, 1704 nucleotides. The record is from the annotation of a GenBank genome assembly. NCBI's taxonomy places the organism in Eukaryota, Fungi, Ascomycota, Saccharomycetes, Saccharomycetales, Saccharomycetaceae.